UCCUGCCGCCGUCCGCGCGGGCUGGCCGCCCCCUCGGGGCCUCUGGGCCGCGGGCCCGCGGCUCUGGGGGGCGGGCUGGGACCCCUGGGCUCCGCCUGCCGCGUGGGGGUCCGAGGACUUCCCCCGCUGGACGCCGAGCCGCAGAGUCCCGCAACCCACGUCCCGCUCCGGAAGCCAGGCCCACUGCGCGCUGGGGCCGCGACGGUGACCGCGCUCGGGGGUCCCCGCAGGCUGCUCUGGUGGGCAGUGCGGUGUGGCGCGUGGAGCGCGCGGGCGUCGGGGGCUGGUGCUGGGAGCGCGCCGUCGGCGUGGACUGCAGCGCCCCGGAGCCACGCUGUCUUUGGCUGCCCUGUCUGAGCCACAGCGACCGCCGCACGCUGGGGCUGAGUCCGGCCAGGCUUCCACUGGGCCCUCGAGAUGGGUGCUCUUCUGGGCGCCCCCUCCCCUGGCAGGGGCCGAGGACUCUGCUGCUGCGCAAGAGUCUUCAGGAUGGUUUUGGUUUCACCCUGCGCCAUUUCAUCGUGUACCCACCCGAGUCAGCCGUGCACUGCAGCCUGAAGGAGGAAGAGAAUGGAGGCCGAGGAGGAAGAGGAGGAAGAGGAGGAGAAGGAGGAGGAGGAGGAGGACCCUCCCCACGGCACCGCCUGGAGCCCAUGGACACCAUCUUUGUGAAGAAUGUGAAGGAUGGUGGCCCCGCCCAUAGGGCGGGGCUUCGCACAGGAGACCGGCUGGUGAAAGUGAAUGGGGAGAGCGUCAUUGGAAAAACAUAUUCCCAGGUCAUAGGUCUGAUCCAGAACAGUGAUGACACCCUGGAGCUCUCCAUCAUGCCCAAGGACGAGGACAUUCUCCAGCUGGCCUACUCCCAGGAUGCCUACCUGAAGGGCAACGAGCCGUAUUCUGGAGAGGCCCGCAGCAUCCCAGAACCACCUCCACUCUGCUAUCCACGGAAGACCUAUGCCCCGCCAACCCGGGCCCCUGCCUGGGCCACUAUGGUGCCUGAGCCCAUCUCAGCACUACCCACGGAUCCCCGGAGUCCUGCUGCCUGGAGUGACCCAGGGUCCCGUGUCCCAUCUGCCACCCGUGCCCACCUGGACAACUCUUCCUUGGGGAUGAGCCAGCCCCGCCCAAGCCCUGGUGCCUUUCCCCACCUCCCUUCAGAGUCCCGGACGCCCCGUGCCUUCCCAGAGCCCGGCAGCCGGGUGCUUCCCAGCAGACUGGAGUGCCAGCAGGCUCUGUCACACUGGCUGUCCAAUCAGAUACCCCGCAGGGCGGGGGAGAGACGGUGCCCAGCCAUGCCACCCCGGGCCCGCAGUGCCUCCCAGGACCGGUUGGAGGAUGUGACUACCCACCACCCAUGGCCCUGCUCCACCUCCCAGGAUGCCUUGAGCCAGCUGGGCCAGGAGGGUUGGCACCGAGCUCGCUCAGACGAUUACCUGAGCAGGGCCACCCGCUCUGCUGAAGCACUGGGUCCGGGAGCACUGGUGUCCCCUCGCCUUGAACGCUGCGGUUGGGCUUCCCAACGCCCAUCUGCCCGCACCUCUGCUUGCCCUUCUCGGGACUUGCCCCAGGCCCCUCCCCCAUCUGGCCUGCAGGGCCUGGAUGACAUCGGGUACAUUGGGUAUCGGAGCUAUAGCCCAUCAUUCCAGCGCCGGACUGGUCUCCUGCAUGCCCUCUCCUUCCGGGACUCACCCUUUGGGGGACUUCCCACCUUCAGCUUGGCCCAGUCUCCUGCAUCAUUCCCACCAGAGGCCUCUGAACCACCUAGGGCCAUCCGGCCAGAUCCUAGCACCCGAGCCCUGGAGCCUGCCGCAGAGGAUCAUCGUGAUGAGGUGGUCCUGAGGCAGAAGCCUCCAACGGGUCGCAAGGUCCAGCUGACCCCAGCAAGGCAGAUGAACCUUGGAUUUGGUGAUGAGUCCCCAGAACCAGAGGCCAGAGGGGAGCGCCCAGGCAGGAAGGUGGCCCCUUUGGCCACCACAGAAGACUCCCUGGCUUCUAUUCCUUUCAUUGGAGCCCACUCCAAGGAGGGUGGCUCAGAGCCACUCCACGGUGCCCUUGAUGCAAUGGGAGGCUCAGCACCUGCUAAAAAAAGACAUUCCCUGACCACACUCUGGUGGGCGAGGCACCCUGGGCCUCGGGCAUGUUGCCAGAAAUGCCCUGAUGAGCCCACCAGCCCCAGCAUUGACCUUCAAGCCAAGCAUGUCCCUGCCUCUGCAGUGGUCUCCAGUGCCAUGAACUCAGCCCCUGUCCUGGGAACUAGCCCAUCCUCACCAACCUUCACCUUUGCCCUCAGCCGCCAUUACUCCCAGGACUGCAGCAGCAUCAAGGCAGGCCGCCGCUCCUCCUACCUGCUGGCCAUCACCACGGAGCGCUCCAAGUCCUGUGAUGAUGGACUGAAUACCUUCCGGGAUGAGAGCCGAGUGCUCCGGCGCCUUCCCAACCGUGUGCCAAGCCUACGAAUGCUGCGGAGCUUCUUCACUGAUGGGUCUCUAGAUAGCUGGGGCACCUCUGAAGAUGCUGAUGCCCCCUCUAAACGACACUCAGCCUCUGACCUCUCAGAUGCAACCUUCAGUGAUAUCAGGAGAGAAGGCUGGUUGUAUUAUAAGCAGAUCCUCACCAAGAAAGGGAAGAAAGCGGGCGGCGGCCUGCGCCAGUGGAAGCGCGUCUAUGCCGUCCUGCGGGCGCGCUCGCUCUCGUUGAGCAAGGAGCGGCGGGAGCCCGGGCCGGCGGCUGCGGGGGCUGCGGCGGCCGGCGCAGGUGAGGACGAGGCGGCGCCCGUCUGCAUCGGCUCCUGCCUGGUGGACAUCUCCUACAGCGAGACCAAGAGGAGGCACGUGUUCCGGCUGACCACCGCUGACUUCUGUGAAUAUCUCUUUCAGGCUGAGGAUCGGGAUGACAUGCUGGGCUGGAUCAGAGCGAUCCGGGAGAACAGCAGGGCCGAGGGCGAGGACCCCGGCUGUGCCAACCAAGCUCUGAUCAGCAAGAAGCUUAAUGAUUAUCGCAAAGUGAGCCAUAGCUCUGGGCCCAAAGCCGAUUCCUCCCCUAAAGGCUCUCGGGGCCUGGGAGGCCUCAAGUCUGAAUUCCUCAAGCAGACUGCAGUCCGCGGCCUCAGAACUCAGGACCAGCCCGCAGGAAGCAAGGAAGACAGUGUUGCAGCUCCCAAAACCCCCUGGGGUAUCAACAUUAUCAAGAAGAACAAGAAGGCCACCCCAAGGGCAUUUGGGAUCCGGUUGGAAGAGUGCCAGCCUGCCACUGAGAACCAGCGUGUCCCCCUGAUUGUGGCUGCCUGCUGCCGUAUUGUGGAGGCACGGGGGCUGGAAUCAACUGGCAUUUACCGGGUACCUGGCAACAAUGCAGUGGUGUCUAGCCUGCAGGAGCAGCUCAACCGUGGGCCAAGUGACAUCAACAUGCAGGAUGAGCGCUGGCAGGACCUCAACGUGAUCAGCAGCCUGCUCAAGGCUUUCUUCCGCAAGCUGCCAGAGCCUCUCUUCACUGAUGACAAAUACAAUGACUUCAUCGAGGCCAAUCGGAUCGAGGAUUCCAGGGAGAGGAUGAAGACUCUGCGGAAGCUGAUCCGGGAUCUCCCAGGACACUACUAUGAAACACUUAAAUUCCUCGUGGGCCAUCUCAAGACCAUUGCUGACCACUCAGAGAAGAACAAGAUGGAGCCCCGCAACCUGGCUCUGGUCUUCGGGCCAACAUUGGUAAGGACAUCUGAAGACAACAUGACAGACAUGGUGACUCACAUGCCGGACCGCUACAAGAUCGUGGAGACGCUGAUCCAGCAUUCUGACUGGUUCUUCAGUGAUGACGAGGACAAAGGAGAGAGAACUCCUGUUGAUGACAAGGAGCCACAGUCAGUGCCCAACAUCGAGUACCUCCUGCCCAACAUUGGCAGGACAGUGCCCCCCAGUGAUCCAGGCUCAGCAGAUUCCACCACCUGUAGCUCAGCCAAGUCCAAGAGUUCCUGGGUCCCCAAGAAAGAGCCUUACGCCCGGGAGAUGCUGGCGAUCUCCUUCAUCUCUGCGGUCAACCGCAAAAGGAAGAAGCGGCGGGAGGCGCGAGGCCUGGGCAGCAGCACCGACGAUGACUCCGAGCAGGAGGCGCACAAGGCUGCGGUGGGGACGCAGGAGCCACCCGAGGGGCAGCUGCCAGGCCCCGCAGCCGAGGAGGCCCCCGGACGCCUCAGCCCCCCGACGGCACCCGACGAACGGCCUGCGGCGGACACGCGCUCCAUCGUCUCGGGCUACUCCACCCUGUCCACCAUGGACCGUAGCGUUUGCUCGGGCACCGGCGGGCGGCGCGCGGGCGCGGGCGACGAGGCGGACGACGAACGCAGCGAGCUGAGCCACGUGGAGACGGACACGGAGGGCUGCGCAGGCCCCGGGGGCCGCCUGUCGCGCCGGCCAUCCUUCAGCUCACACCAUCUUAUGCCAUGCGACACUCUGGCGCGCCGUCGCCUGUCUCGCAGCCGCGCGGAUGCCGAGGGUCCGGGCGCGGGGACGGCCCGGGCGGGUCCCCGCGGUCCCGAGCCUCUGGGCUCGGCGUCGUCUAGCAGCCAGGAGUCGCUGCGGCCCCCGGCCGCCGCCUCGGCACUCGGCUCGCGACCUUCGCGGGUGGAAGCCCUGCGGCUCCGGCUCCGUGGCACCGCCGACGACAUGCUGGCCGUGCGGCUGCGGCGCCCACUGUCACCAGAGACGCGGCGGCGCCGGAGCAGCUGGCGCCGCCACACGGUGGUGGUGCAGAGCCCGCUGACCGACCUCAACUUCAACGAGUGGAAGGAGUUGGGCGGAGGGGGCGCUCCGGAGCCCGCGGGCGUGCGACCGCACAGCGACAAUAAGGACUCUGGCCUCAGCAGCCUGGAGUCCACCAAGGCACGGGCCUCAUCCGCCGCAUCACUGCCAUCGGGGGACCUAGGGGCCCUGCAGGGUGUGCCCCCGCGCCGCUCAGCUGCCGCCCGCCUCCACCAGUGUCUGUGAUACCCUCCCCUGUCCCGGGGCUGCAGGGAUUCCCGUCUCGUUUGUGACCCCCUCAGCCGCCUCCAGGGCUGCAGAAGUUUGGGGGGCGGGGUGUGAAGGGCGGUGCUGGUGCCGCAGACUGGAGUUAGGUGGGGUGGGCAGAGUCCAAGCUGGACCGAAGUGGGAGUCCUCAGGAGAGGGGAGGGGCUACUGGGAGUCCUGUCCCUUAGAUAAAGAACCGACCCUUUUCUGUGAGUCUACUUAGGGACCCUCGGUGACCCAUGCCGUGUGGGUGGACCGCCCAAGUUUCAUUCAGAAGGAAAGAUACAGGCUGGAUUUUGGGUUUGUCUUCUGCCCACACCCCCACCCCAUUAGCUACUAGCUAAGGAGAGGGGGGAGGGUGGGUGAUGGGGAGCGGUUGUGUAGGGUUGGGUGUCCAUGGGAGAUGGGGCUUGUGUGUGUGUGUGAGUGUGUGUAGUCACAGUGCAAAGGUGUUUGUUUCCAGUAGCAAUUUCUACCCCAACCCCUUCAUUUCUCCGCCAUGCCCCAAGCCAGGACCCUGCCUUUGGUGCACACAGGCACCUUAGCCCCGAGCUUAUCAGAGGCUGGGUUGAGGUCACUUCCACAGAGGCAGGACUCACAUCCUUUGCUGACCUCUAAGUCACCCCUCUAAGCUCUGACCUGUGGACCUGCCUGCUCCCUUUAUUUUUACUUUUUAUUUUUUGGAUACCCCUGCAGCUGGCGGCUUCCUUCUCCUUGUUCACCCUGCUCCCUUCCACAGCUUAGCAUGCAGACUCGCCUUCAGUCGGGACGAACUCCGUCAUGCACUGCUGUACAGGGUCUCAGCUGGGCUGUUCCUGCAGGGUGGGUGGGACCCAGCUCCUCUUUCUCCACAUUGUAAAUAAACCUAAAGCACUAGUCCUCCCUCCUCCGCCCUCACUCAUUCCAGGGGCGCCCCAGUGGGGUGACCUGCUGUCUGUCAGUCUUUCUGGUUUAUGCAAAGAUUUGCUGUAAAGUCUCUCUCCCCGCCCUAGCACUGUAAAUAUUGUCUCUAAUGUGUAACAUAUUAUAAAGAAUUUAUAAGGAUUUUUAAAGAUGUUUUGCUCAUUUUAAAAAGUGUUGUAACAGUGUUGUUAUGAGCCCCCACGUCUGCAUGACCCCUCCCACUGUGUCCUUGACACACCCCUCUAAGCUAUAACUAAGAUCCCUGCUUCUCAAAGUCCUGUCUUAAAAGUACAGUCUAUAUCUUGGAAAUAAAUGGCCUUCCUCAGGCAUGAA
This is a messenger RNA of Mastomys coucha (southern multimammate mouse), 6233 nucleotides long. RefSeq names its product Rho GTPase activating protein 23 (gene Arhgap23). Bases 654 to 4976 code for a protein of 1440 amino acids. The record is from RefSeq and is a predicted model, not a curated record. The transcript has 25 exons. NCBI's taxonomy places the organism in Eukaryota, Metazoa, Chordata, Mammalia, Rodentia, Muridae. Gene Ontology annotation, biological process: signal transduction. Gene Ontology annotation, molecular function: protein binding.